AUGAUUUCCAGUCGCCGGGCGCCUCCUGGAGAGCAAAGACGCUAGGAAACCGAGAUGUUCAGUGCCGCGCUGUCGCUGUCCCCCUUACUUCUGCUGCUCCUGUCCUGGACGCCCGGAAGCCAGGGAGCUCCCGCGCAGGACGAGGUCCAGGACCUUCCCGGGCUGGCCAAGCAGUCGAGCUUCCGCCAGUACUCCGGCUACCUCCAAGGUUCCGGCUCCAAGCACCUGCACUACUGGUUUGUGGAGGCCCAGAAGGAUCCCCAGAGCAGCCCCUUGGUACUAUGGCUCAACGGGGGUCCAGGCUGCAGCUCCCUCGAUGGGUUACUCACAGAGCAUGGCCCCUUCCUGAUCCAGCCAGAUGGCACCACCUUGGAGUACAACCCCUAUUCUUGGAACCUGAUUGCCAACAUGUUGUACCUCGAAUCCCCAGCCGGGGUGGGCUUCUCCUACUCUGAUGACAAGUAUUAUGUGACCAAUGACACAGAAGUUGCCCAGAGCAAUUAUGAGGCCCUUAAGGAUUUCUUCCGCCUCUUUCCGGAAUACAAGAACAAUGAGCUUUUCCUGACAGGAGAGAGCUAUGCAGGCGUCUACAUCCCGACCCUGGCGGUGUUGGUCAUGCAGGACCCCAGCAUAAAUCUGCAGGGCCUGGCUGUGGGGAAUGGACUCUCCUCCUAUGAGCAGAAUGACAACUCCUUGGUCUAUUUCGCCUACUACCAUGGUCUCCUGGGGAACAGGCUCUGGUCUUCCCUCCAGGCCAAGUGCUGCUCUCAGAACAAGUGCAACUUCUAUGACAACAAAGACCCUGAAUGUAUGAACAAUGUGAACGAAGUGUCCAACAUUGUGGGAAAGUCUGGCCUCAACAUCUACAACCUCUAUGCCCCCUGUGCCGGCGGGGUGCCUGGUCAUGUCAGGUCUGAGAAGAACACUGCCGUGGUCCAUGAUUUGGGCAAUCUCUUCACUCGACUGCCACGCAAGCAAACAUGGCAUCAGGCACUGCUUCGCUCUGGGAAUAAGGUGCACCUGGACCCCCCCUGCACCAACAGCACAGCCCUUUCCACCUACCUCAACAACCCUUACGUGCGGAAGGCCCUACACAUCCCCCAGCAACUGCCUCCAUGGGAAUUAUGCAACUUCCUGGUGAAUUUGCAGUACCGCCGCAUCUACCAGACCAUGAACACCCAGUACCUCAAGCUGCUCAGCUCACAGAAGUACCGGAUCCUGAUCUACAAUGGAGACGUGGAUAUGGCCUGCAACUUCAUGGGGGAUGAGUGGUUCGUGGAUUCUCUAAACCAGAAGGUGGAGGUGCAACGGCGGCCCUGGCUCGUGGGCUACGGGGACAGUGGAGAACAGGUUGCUGGCUUCGUGAAGGAGUUUGAAAACAUGGCGUACCUCACCAUCAAGGGCGCUGGACACAUGGUCCCCACGGACAAACCCCAGGCUGCCUUCACCAUGUUCUCCCGCUUCCUGAAGAAAGAGCCAUACUGA
Messenger RNA from Chrysochloris asiatica (Cape golden mole), 1485 nucleotides. RefSeq names its product cathepsin A (gene CTSA). The record is from RefSeq and is a predicted model, not a curated record. The transcript is spliced from 15 exons. NCBI's taxonomy places the organism in Eukaryota, Metazoa, Chordata, Mammalia, Afrosoricida, Chrysochloridae. Gene Ontology annotation, molecular function: serine-type carboxypeptidase activity. Gene Ontology annotation, biological process: proteolysis.